Molecule: messenger RNA, 1492 nt
Organism: Nannochloropsis gaditana CCMP526
Product: mmpl domain protein
Exons: 9
Coding region: 236-1492 (418 amino acids)
Cellular component (GO): membrane
Source: RefSeq, a predicted model, not a curated record
CGUCCACCUGCCUUCGGACAGGGAGAACAUCGCAUUCAUCGAGUUCCUCCUUCAAGAGGCGCGUCGCCUCCUUCCUGACUUCGGCCUUGCGGAGAGCGUUUCCCCCGGAUUGACGGGGCUCGGAGCCUUCAGUGUGGACAUCACGGAAGGCGUGAAGGAGGAUGCUGCGAGGUAGCCAUCUCUUGACUCUCUUUCUCUCCCUUCCUCCCUCCCUCCGCUCCACUCCUUACCACUCAUGCUGAUACCCCUCCUAACCAUCACCGUCACUCUACUGGGGCAGUUUCUUAUCAUGUACCCGAUCGCCCAGCACGUCGACGUCGUCUCAUUCGCCCCUACGGUCAUGGCCUCCCUCUCCAUUGCCAUGGGGAUCGACUACUCCCUAUUCCAACUCACCAGGUUCAUGGACGGGGUGGCGGCGGGGAAGGACCUGUUCAACGCCGUCUGCCUCAUGACCGAGAGCGCCGGCUACAUCAUCCUCGUCAGCGGCUCCACCCUCUGCGUCUCAUUCCUGGGCCUCGUCUUCCUCCCCAUGGAGAUCCUUCGGUCCUUGGGCCUCGCCGCCUCCAUCACCAUCCUGACGGCCCUCUCCGUCAAUCUCACCCUCCUCCCUGCCCUCCUCCUCGUCCUAGGGCCCGCCCUCCUCGCGGCAGAUGCCUGGAUGAAACGGGGAUGGGCAAGGGGGAAAGCGGCCCUGUGGGGAAGGAGGGGGAGGAGGAAGGGGAGGAGGAAGGGGGCGGGUAAAGGAGGUUGGGAAGCACCGCUCCUGGAAGGCGCGACGGACAAGGAAGAGAAGGAGCAACGCGUGUGGAAGAAGGAGGAGGCGAUGGAGGAGAACAGCGAGGAAAUGGACGAUGGUGGCUACGACUGUGACGAGUCGGCGCCCCUGAAGAAAGGCUGUUGGCUCGGAUUGGCCAGGUUAGGGGAAGGGAGGGAGGGGACGGAGAGGGAAGUCGAUGGAAGCAUCGCGUUCAUCUCCCACAAACCCUACGGCCUUGGUGCCCUCCUCCUCCUUCUCGCCCUGGCUCUUCCCGUUGCGGUGCAACUUAAGGACAUGGAAACAAGCGGUAGGAGGGCGGAAAAGAAAGAGAUAGAGCGCGCUUGUGGUGGAUUUAAGCCUUAUGAUGUUAAGGGCACAUAUAUUGAAUUCGACCUCAUGCUCCCCUUUGGCUCGGGCUCCUACAACACGCUCGAAACGAUUUCCUCCAACUACGGAGGGGCGGGCGUCGUCUUCCCCUACAAAGUCAUUUUUAUUGACAGUGAGGAUAUCUUCACUCCUCAAAGCUACGCCGCCAUGAACCAUGUCCUCGCAUCCCUGGUAGAAAGCGCGCCGCCGCUUGAGCUAAUGGACGUGACUGGGAUCAUGGUCUUGGGGGGGCAGGUAGGCAAGAAGGGAGGGAGGGAGGGAGGGAAAGAGGGAGGGUCGGAGCGGCGCCGCGACGCCUUGAACUGGUCCAUCCGCUCGUUUAUAGACUCAAACGAUGAGAAACAAUGA